CUCCUCCUCAUCUCUCAUCCUCCAAAAAUAAUGCUUCUUUGAACGAUCAAAAUUAGUAAACCCUAAAUGGUUUCUAUUUCUCCGGUUUCCAUAACGUGGUGCGUUGAUUUGCCCUCAUUGUUGUACCUUAUUUAUACCGAAAUGAACUCGUUUUCAUCAUAAUUUUCACUCUCGAGGUGUUGUCCGUGGUUUCUUGAUAUCGUCUCGUCCAUCUCACACACAAGUCAAACGAGUCGAGAAGUCGCCGUGUCAAAAUUGCAUUGGUUUUCACGCACCAGCUUGUGGAACGGAUGCCAACCCUCCGAUAAGUGCCGGCCGGGUCCUGAAGGAGAUGUUGGGAAUGUAUAUUUUGGACCAAAUCAUCCAAUGAAACCACAUCGUUUGUGUAUGACACACCAUCUUGUGCUUUCAUAUGGUCUUUACAAGAAGAUGGAGAUAUAUCGGCCACACAAGGCAUACCCCGUGGAGCUUGCCCAAUUUCAUUCAGCAGAUUACGUGGAAUUUUUGCACCGGAUAAGCCCUAAUACACAACAUUUGUUCGCUGAUGAGUUAGCUAGAUAUAACCUUGGAGAAGACUGCCCUGUCUUUGAGAAUCUUUUCGAGUUCUGCCAAAUGUAUGCUGGUGGCACAAUUGAUGCUGCACGAAGGUUGAACCAUCAACUCUGCGAUAUCGCUAUAAAUUGGUCUGGUGGCUUACAUCAUGCAAAAAAGUCUGCGGCAUCAGGCUUCUGCUAUAUCAAUGACUUAGUCUUGGGAAUUCUGGAACUUCUUAAGUAUCAUGCCCGUGUUCUUUAUAUUGAUAUAGAUGUUCAUCAUGGUGAUGGCGUUGAAGAAGCCUUUUAUUUCACAGACAGGGUAAUGACUGUGAGUUUCCAUAAAUAUGGUGAUAUGUUCUUCCCAGGAACUGGCGAUGUUAAGGAUAUAGGUGAAAGAGAAGGGAAAUAUUAUGCCAUUAAUGUCCCACUCAAGGAUGGAAUAGAUGAUGCUAGUUUUACUCGACUAUUCAAAACGAUUAUUGCCAAGGUUGUUGAAACAUAUCUACCAGGUGUAAUUGUUCUUCAAUGUGGAGCUGAUUCACUUGCGGGUGACCGCUUAGGCUGUUUCAAUCUCUCCAUUGAAGGACAUUCUGAAUGUGUAAAAUUUGUGAAGAAAUUCAAUUUGCCUCUGUUGGUUACUGGUGGUGGAGGAUACACAAAAGAAAAUGUUGCUCGCUGCUGGACUGUUGAAACUGGUGUUUUGUUAGACGCAGAUCUUCCAAAUGAAAUUCCAGAAAACGAGUAUAUCAAGUACUUUGCACCAGAUUAUACUUUAAAAAUCCCGAAUGGCAAUAUGGAGAACUUGAAUAGCAAGUCAUAUCUUAGCACAAUCAAGGUGCAAGUUCUAGAAAGUUUACGGUGCAUACAACAUGCUCCUGGGGUUCAAAUGCAGGAGGUUCCGCCAGAUUUUUAUAUCCCGGAAUUUGACGAAGAUGAGCAAAAUCCUGAUGAACGAGUUGAUCAGCAUACUACCGACAAGCAAAUUCAGCGAGAUGACGAGUAUUACGAAGGGGACAACGAUAAUGAUCACAACAUGGAGGAUGGCCCUUGAAAUUUUGUUGCCUUUGUUAUGCUUCUCCAAUGUAUACUCAUUUUUGCUUCUUUUGGGCAGCAAACGAAUUUGUGCACAUAGAUUUAUUGUCCAACUCACUUAAAAUGUAUUCGUAUAUAAUGAAUGGAUCAGUUUUUGUU
Molecule: messenger RNA, 1727 nt
Organism: Musa acuminata AAA Group (dessert banana)
Lineage: Eukaryota; Viridiplantae; Streptophyta; Magnoliopsida; Zingiberales; Musaceae
Product: histone deacetylase 9
Exons: 14
Coding region: 367-1587 (406 amino acids)
Biological process (GO): regulation of transcription by RNA polymerase II
Cellular component (GO): nucleus
Molecular function (GO): histone deacetylase activity
Source: RefSeq, a predicted model, not a curated record